AUGGAAUCGUUCCCCAAGUUCCUAAGGUCCGACACCCACCAGUUCAAAGACUCGGCGUUUCCUCCGUUCAAGGUGGAGCACCGCUACAGGGGAGUCUACGAAAGAGCAGGCUUUGACGUCAACUUGGGCGGAUCCACCGCCCAAGAUAGCCGCUCGAUCCACUCCAAGUCGUCAGCGUCUCGUCGCAGGUACCCAACGCCUCCCAAGUCGACCUCGCCCACCUCCACCACCAGCUCGCCAUUGAGCCCCCACUUCAACCCCCACAAGGGCUACCAGACGGCUUCCAGCACCCCCAACAUCUCGCUCCACCACCAGCAGCCAUUGCCGCCACAGACAAAGCCUGCCAAGGCCUAUGGCUACGGGUAUCCCUCCAACAAGAACCCCUACGGCCAGCCUCCCCAGUCUGCGCCUGCCACAGGCUCGUUUCCCGACAUGAACCGCUCGGCUCCUCAGUUGCGCAACGAGUACAAUCCCUCGACCUACUCAGGGUCGGCAGUGCCGCCAGCAGUCCCCCAGAUGGCGUCUCCCGACUCCAUCCACCACCAGCCCUACGCUCCCAAGUCCCAGGGCUACAGACCUCCGCUGGAUGAUAACUUCGACUUCAGCCCCAGCUCCAACAUGUCUGCCAGUAAGAACAUCAAAAACCUCCACCUCGACUUGAACAACGAAACCCCCGACAUAGACAGCUUAUCGGAGAGCGAGAACGAAGCCAACCCGUUGUCGCCUAAGGCAGACUCCUUCAACGACACCAGCAACACAUCGGUCGACCAGAACUACCCCCGCGGCCACAGUCACUCGUCCAGUGUCCAGUCCACCAAGAAGUUCGAUCCCCGUCAAAAGAGACACAACAAGUCGGCCUCCUUCAACACCUCACCAAACUCACAGAAAGAUAGGUUAUCCUCAGCCUUGGAUGAGUUCAAGAAGGACGUCGAGGUCCACAAGACCCAGGCAGUAGCCACCCCACCCUCCAUCAACGUCGUACCACCUGUGUCUGAGUCCUCCCCUGCCAAAAUCCCAAAAAGCCACAACCAGCACGGCGCUACUCAUGCACCAUAUCCCGUGGAUAACGAUUUCUCUUAUGGCAACCCAGUGGACUCUCCAGAGCCCUCUAAACAGUUCGAUCAGUUCCGCGACCAACACCAUAAUGCAGACGAGGGCUUGAAUACUGAUUAUCAAAAGUUCUUGGGUGGAGGCACAUCUAAAAUCAACAGAACCAGUCAAUUGUCGAUGGUGAGUUCUAUCAUCUCGAAAGACUCCAUGUACAACGAAGAGGAUGACGAAGUUGAAAAGGAAUUGGAGAGGCAGUUGGAAACCUUAAAGUUGGCUGGUAACUCCAGUAAUAUUGAGGGUAACGGCUCCACCAGGUCUGUCAGUAAUGACGACAACUCCACUAUUCAAUAUCCCCCUCAGGCGGCUUCUAUUCCUGUGUUCAAUAUUGUGGAUGCAGACAGCGAGCCCAUCAAAACCCCAGCAAACCCCACAUUUACCAUUCCAACCAUCACCACAACCUCACCAGAACGCUCGAUGAAGGGCGUACCACAAGACGAGUAUUCUCUGCAUGGUGGAAGCGACAGCACUCGCUCCGAGUCUGAGAACAUGGCAGACUUAGAUGAUGUUUCUUCUACUGCAUCCUAUGAGUCUGUCAAACCAUUGUCAGUUCGUCACUCGCACAUUCCGCCAUUGGAAAGAAGAGCCAACCUCUCGCAGUCAGAAGUUCCAUAUCCGCAGGAAUACGAGCAAGCCCCCAGAAACGUCUCCUUUAACGACGUGAUAUUGAGCAACACACCAGGAGCAAACCGUCCUGUGAAUUUCAACGACUCUUCGCCUGACUCCAACGAUGCUUUGGAUCUUGAUGAUGUUAAGCCAUUGAGCCCAAAGAACCAUCAAGUCGAGGAAGAACUCAAGGGCAUCAAUUUCAGACUCGCACAACCAACCGAAGAAUUGGACGAGGCUCCAAUGGCCAGUCCUUAUAUUCCAAGCACCACCACUACCACCAGCUUGCCCUACCCAGUGGACACGCCACCUAUGAGAGACCUGGUUCAGUCAUCAGGCACUUUUGCUAAUGAAGAGGUCAAAUAUCCACCAGGGCAAGGGCCAUGUCGUAAGUGUGGGCUUGAUGUGUUGCCAAAUGCUAGGGGUCCCCAGAGAUCAAUUUACUCUAAAACAGGAGAAUUAUCAGGACAGUGGCAUAGAGGCUGUUUCUCGUGUAAUCAUGAGGGAUGUAACAUUUCAUUUAACAAGCAUGUCCAGUGUUAUGCUUACAGUGACCGUCCAUACUGUAACCAUCACUACCAUCAGUUGAACGACACCAUUUGUGAACACUGCGCUUUGGGAAUAGAAGGCGAGUGUAUCGAGAAUGAAAUCGCUCAAAAAUGGCAUUUGCACUGCUUGACAUGUCACAGAUGUCACAACACGAUCAAUGCCGACUAUUACUUGAUCAAUGGCCACAUUAUUUGUGAAAACGAUGCCCUUAAGAUUAUCAAUGGUGGUGAAGCCUACAGCGAUGAGAAUGGAAAUUUGAUAGCUGGAGGUAUAUCGACAAAUGAUAAGAUUGAAAAGAGAAGAACCAGACUUCUCUUUGUUGAAUAA
Molecule: messenger RNA, 2589 nt
Organism: Suhomyces tanzawaensis NRRL Y-17324
Lineage: Eukaryota; Fungi; Ascomycota; Pichiomycetes; Serinales; Debaryomycetaceae
Exons: 1
Coding region: 1-2589 (862 amino acids)
Source: RefSeq, a predicted model, not a curated record